Molecule: messenger RNA, 1803 nt
Organism: Salarias fasciatus (jewelled blenny)
Lineage: Eukaryota; Metazoa; Chordata; Actinopteri; Blenniiformes; Blenniidae
Gene: tatdn2
Product: TatD DNase domain containing 2
Exons: 6
Coding region: 1-1803 (600 amino acids)
Molecular function (GO): hydrolase activity, acting on ester bonds
Source: RefSeq, a predicted model, not a curated record
AUGUUCAAAGUGGCAAAGAGUGGGCCUCUAAACAAUGUCACGCCACAUCGGGAGAGCUUAAAGAGACCGCAAGAGUCAUCAACUCAAUGUUACCCUGCAGCUGGAACCAAAAAACAGAGGACGCCAGAGGAAGCGUCGAAGGCUAUCUGCCGCAUGGCACUGAUGGCAGCCUUCAGCAGCAUAGAAAAGUGCACAACUACCAACACUUUCAGUACUGACACUGACAGAUGGUCAACGCCACUUCGACCUCCGUCCGCACUGAAUAAAUCCCAGAGUCCAGCAUCCUUUGAAAGGAGCAGCAUGGAUCUUACUUGCUCUUCAAUUGAGCCUGACCGAUCUGAGGAAAGCUUCGCUGCCAGUGAAGAUCAGUGCUCUAUUCUACUGAUAUCCGACGACCCAGAGAUCCAAAUUGACAGUCCACAGCCACAAAGAUAUCAACCCAAUUUCACAGUACAAAUAAAGAAUUCACCUGAAAACUGGGUGGCAGGACAUAUCGGACAGACAGCCCCUGAAUUAAACCUGUUUAUUCCCAAAAACGAGCUGGAAGGCGACGACAGUUCCUCGUCCCUCCCUGAGUUGGAGGAAAUUCCUCGUUUUACUACUCCUGUCACCUUCAGUUCCACUAAUGAAGACACUGAUGCUGCUCAGGCAACUGCUGAAGACACAGAGGAAGCUUUUACAUUCCCGCAGAGGACUGUGGAGUUCAAACAGCCCGACUCAUCCAGCAGGAGCUCUUCACCGCCAUCCCGAGUCCAGACUGAGACUUUCCGCCCGUCCAGCACGGUCCGGUCGCGAUGGUCUGAUCCCGUCAGUGUGGCCCGGCAUUCAAGUCGAGGGUCCAGCCGGGACUCCCUCCCCUCACGGAGGCGGUCAGAUGGUGCCUCCUCAGUGCGUUACCCAAAGUCCUCGGCUGCCCGUCGUUUACCAAGAAGAAGAUUGUCCCUGGAGGCUCGACCGUUAUGGACCAGACCUCCCCUGCAGGACAGCCAGCUUGGUUUCAUCGACACACACUGCCAUCUGGACAUGCUCUACGGAAAGCUGGGUUUCCGUGGGACGUUCAGCAGUUUCCGUCGGAUGUAUCAGAGCAGCUUUUCUUCCGAGUUUCACGGCUGCAUCACAGACUUUUGCAACCCAGGAGUCAUGGUGAAGGAGGCCCUGUGGGAGGGUUUACUGGCCGAAGACAUGGUGUGGGGGGCGUUUGGCUGCCACCCUCACUUUGCCAAAGACUACUCAAGUGUUCAGGAAAACAACAUCUUGACGGCAAUGAAGCAUCCAAAAGCUGUGGCGUUCGGUGAGAUGGGGCUGGACUAUUCCUACAAAAACUCCACCGACUCCUGCACCCAGAAAAAGGUGUUUGAGCGCCAGCUGCGCCUGGCGGUGGCUCUGCAGAAGCCUCUGGUGAUCCACUGUCGAGAUGCAGACGACGACCUGUUUGCAAUCAUGAAGAAGUGUGUUCCCAGGGAUUACAAAAUUCACAGACACUGCUUCACAAACAGCUACCCAGUGAUCGAGCCAUUCCUCAGAGAGUUCCCCAACCUCUAUGUGGGCUUCACAGCUCUGAUCACAAACACCAGAGCCACAGGCGCCAGAAAUGCUGUUUGCCAGAUCCCCCUGGACCGCAUCGUGUUGGAGACCGACGCUCCAUAUUUCCUGCCACGAGAGGUCAGUAAAGACACCUGGAGGUUUUCAACCCCUGGAAUGGGCAUCCACACUCUGCAUGAGCUGAGUCUCCUGAAGGGCGAGGACAUGACCACGGUGUUCAAAACCGUCCGAAACAACACCACCCAGCUGUACGGCAUCUGA